Molecule: messenger RNA, 1860 nt
Organism: Symbiodinium pilosum
Lineage: Eukaryota; Dinophyceae; Suessiales; Symbiodiniaceae
Source: the annotation of a GenBank genome assembly
AUGACCAACGGCCGGCGCCCAAAAGAACGUCGUCUGUUAAAGGGAGGACUCUCAUGGCUUCAAUGGCUUCCAUGGCCUCAGCCUGCCGCCUCCGCCUCACGAAGCUCAGGUGCGAAGCCGCCGUCCACAGUGGCGAACGGCCGGUAUCAGAUCGAGAAGAAGCUUGGGGCAGGCUGCUUUGGAGAGGUCUGGCAGGGCAGGGACAAGCAAACAAAUGAAAAGGUUGCUGUCAAGUUCGAGGACUCCUCCGGCCAUGCUCUGCAACUGGAGCACGAACAAGCAGUCUUGAAGCUCAUGGCUCAGCCGCGGAAACCCCAGGGCUUUGCCGAGCUCUUCUGGUGCGGCCAGGAGCAACGCUUCAUGUGCCUGGUCAUGGAGAUGCUUGGCAAGUCCCUCGAGGAUCGGCUUCAAGGCCUAGGGGGACAAGGAGGCGGCCCUCCACGCUUCAAUCCGCAGACUGCGGUGCUCGUAGCAGACCAAGUGCUGCGGCGCAUCGAGUACUUGCACUCCAAGGGCAUUGUCCAUCGCGACAUCAAGCCCGAGAAUUUCAUGUUUGGUAUCAAGAGUAGGGUGCACCACCUUUAUCUUAUCGAUUUCGGCCUCAGCAAAAAGUAUUUCGACCAGAAGCACGUAGCGCUUCGGACGCAGCUGAGCCUCACGGGGACAGCUAGGUAUGCGUCCAUCAACGCCCACAAGGGCGUUGAGCAAAGUAGGCGCGACGAUUUGGAGGCCAUCGGCCAUAUGCUGAUGUACUUCCUUCGAGGAUCCCUCCCUUGGUCUGGUCUGGAUGCCAAGACCCAAGAGGAGAAGUACAGGAAGAUCCGUGAGAAGAAGGAGUCGACUCCAUUAGAUGAGCUUUGUGCAGGCUUCCCGCCUGCCUUCAAGAUCUACCUGCAGACAGCCCGGUCUCUGGAGUUCAAGGAGCGGCCAGACUACGUUGCCCUUCGGAAGCUGUUUGCCGACGUCCGCGCCGAGAUCGGCCCCCAGGAGGACCACGGCUUCCAGUUUCUAGAGGGGCGAGAGUUAGGCACGCUAGAGCCUCUGGAGCAGAUGGAGCUGCGGCAGCCGGAUGACCAGGUCAGCGGUGCGGGACUAGGCCAGGAAACCGGGAUGUGCUCUGCUCUCUUCGCCGGUCCUGACCUGCUCCGAGCACGCCUUGACUUGAGCUGGCGGGACCGUGGCGGUUGCCGCCUUGUUAUGGAUUUUUCGGAGCUGGAGGUGCCUCCCUGCCCUCCAGCAAUCUCGCCGCUGCUGGCGGCUGCUUAUUUCGGCAAUGUGGAGGAUCUCAUGGAUGGCUUGAGGGACGGCGAGGACCUCGAAGCGCAGGAUCCGAAGGAUGGCUGCAGGCCGCUUCAUGCCGCGGUCCUCGCGGAGCAAGUUGAGGCAGCAAGCUACCUGCUGAGGCAGCGAGCUGAACUGGAGAGCAUCGGCCCGGACGGAUUGACGCCGCUGCUGCUCGCGUGCCGUUCGGAUGCUGGGAGGAUGGUGCGUUUGCUGCUUACGUGCUCAGCGGAUGCAGCAGCACUGGACGCCUCUGGUUGUAACGCAGCUGACAUCUGCGCCAAGCACUGCUCGUACAGAGCACAAAGGGCUUUGGCCGGGGAGCCGGAAACUCCAGAGAUGACGGACGAGGCAACCUCUCGGCAUAGGUAUGGAUGCGUGUGCCUUGCUGCUUGGGAUCAGGAGGGGCCGGCGCGGUCGCAGCCAAGAGGGCCAGGAGAGCCACAAGAGCCUCCACAAGAGCCCCAGGAGCCCUGGUUUGGUUCGGCUGUGCACCCAGCGCAGGCGGAGAGGGAUCCCCAGUAUGAGGCUUGGGAUGAAGAGCUCGAAAGGCAAGUUCAAGUGGCCCAUGCUGUGUGA